AGCAAGGCAUAUUAAAGAAAGCGUUCUCCGUCAAAUAGCUGGAUUAUUUUCAGUAUUAUAACAUCGAACAAAAAAGUUUCUCUUUGCUUCUGGUUACUAGUUCUGAAAAAGAUAUGGAUGAAUUGGAUGAAGAAUAUGGAAAUGGUGAUCUGGACUUAGCCGAGAUUAUCGACUCAUUAAAGGAAACUAGCGACUCAUCAAAGAUGCUGGAUCGUUAUCCCCCCUACUCUCCAUUCUACGGAGUGAUGGGCGUCGUCUUUUCCAGUGUGCUGACAUCGGUUGGAGCGGCCUACGGAACCGCUGUCUCCGGAACCGGAAUCGCUGCCACAGCCGUGAUGCGUCCGGAAUUGGUGAUGAAGUCAAUUAUUCCGGUGGUUAUGGCGGGAAUCAUCGCCAUCUAUGGUUUGGUGGUUUCCGUGCUGCUUUCUGGCGAACUGGCGCCUUCUGAACGGUACUCGCUGCCCUUGGGAUAUGUGCACUUGGCAGCCGGACUAUCUGUGGGAUUCGCUGGACUUGCUGCUGGAUAUGCAAUUGGCGAAGUGGGCGACGUUGGAGUGCGGCACAUCGCUCAGCAGCCACGCCUCUUCAUCGGCAUGAUUCUGAUCCUGAUUUUCGCCGAGGUACUCGGUCUCUACGGGCUGAUCAUAGGUAUAUAUCUAUAUACGGUUAAUAUUUCAUAAUAAAUUUAUUUAUGAAUCAUAAGAAAAAUGUA
This is a messenger RNA of Drosophila ficusphila, 712 nucleotides long. RefSeq names its product V-type proton ATPase 16 kDa proteolipid subunit (gene Vha16-5). The coding region runs from base 114 to 680 and encodes 188 amino acids. The record is from RefSeq and is a predicted model, not a curated record. Gene Ontology annotation, molecular function: proton-transporting ATPase activity, rotational mechanism. The transcript has a single exon. NCBI's taxonomy places the organism in Eukaryota, Metazoa, Arthropoda, Insecta, Diptera, Drosophilidae. Gene Ontology annotation, cellular component: proton-transporting V-type ATPase, V0 domain. Gene Ontology annotation, biological process: proton transmembrane transport.